Molecule: messenger RNA, 921 nt
Organism: Sphenostylis stenocarpa
Lineage: Eukaryota; Viridiplantae; Streptophyta; Magnoliopsida; Fabales; Fabaceae
Source: the annotation of a GenBank genome assembly
AUGCUGGGUCCUGGACAUAACAAAACAAGGACAUUUAGUAUACUAAUUCUGCUUAUGGCAAACUGCAUGUAUAUAUAUAAUCAUUUGACUUUCAGGCCUAUGUUUUUAAAUUGGAUGGUGGCUCCAAAAAUAUGGAUUCUUCUUUCUACAAGCCAGUAUUGGUCCCUUCUCACAGAAGAUUUCUUCUCCUGCAAAGCAAUGGACUUCUUGAAGGUCCUCUUCCACUUCUUCAUGUUUUUUCCUGUCACAUAUGCCUCAUAUGACUGCCAAUAUUAUUCUUGGUGCAGCGACAACAACAUCCUUAUUCGUUUUCCCUUCCAAAUACAAGGUCAGCAAAAUCCUUAUUGCGGCUAUCCUGGUUUCAGAUUAACUUGUUCCAAUGACAGCAAAACAGUUAUAACACUUCCUUACUCGGGAAAGUUCUUUGUCCGCAACAUUAGCUAUCUCAGACAAGAGAUGCGAGUCCAUGACCCUGAUAAUUGCCUUCCCAAACGUCUUCUAAGCCUCAACCUUUCAGGUUCUCCAUUUAUCGCCACUUCACUCCGCAACUACACCGUCUUAAGGUGCCCGACUCGGAUCACAGGGUCACAGUUCAUUCCCAUCGAAUGUCUUAGCAAUUCUACAUCUUUUGUGUCCGCUAUUCCUUCAGUGAACUUCACCGAUUCAUUGCCCGACUCUUGCCAUGUUAUAAAGAACCUCUCAUUUGCAAGACCUGGACCAUAUGAUGAAAAUCUCACCCAUGACUUCAGUCGAGAUCUUCGAUUAACAUGGUAUGCACCUGACUGUAGAUAUUGCGAAUCACAAGAAGCUUUGUGCGGAUUUGAGACCAUAAACAGUGAUCAAGUUGGUUGUUUUUCUGAUUACCAAACGGGUAAAUUUACUCCUCUGUGCCCUUUAAUUUGUUCUUUUAUAAUUUUUUAA